AGAGAUACGGGUACGCUAUCAGUCGAUUGGAUAUUUUCGAUGGUUAGCGCCAAAUUGGGUACAUCAGCUCAUCAACGUUUUGUUGUGGAUAUUGUUCCUACGCUAAGCUCCAUAUCGAGAGCCGACAGCUUCGUUGACACGAAUCAUGAGAGGUGCUUGGAAAGCUUUGAGAGAAGAUAUCCGGUGAUGUUCGGACUAGAGCUGGAUGUUUCCGAUGAGGUAGCAAUGCUGGACAGAAAUGGUAAUAUUCCGAAGGACGGUAAGGAUGCGAACAAGAACACACAUCAAAACGGGCAGUUAAGCAGAGAUAUUGACACUGCAGAUAGAGGAAAGUUAGAGGUGAGCUAG
Molecule: messenger RNA, 348 nt
Organism: Strongylus vulgaris
Lineage: Eukaryota; Metazoa; Nematoda; Chromadorea; Rhabditida; Strongylidae
Source: the annotation of a GenBank genome assembly